AUGGCGAAGAAGAGAAAGGAGAGGAUUCUAAACCCCGAACCCUUCGUUCCAGAAGGUACUGAAUAUGCCAAAUCGAAGAAAUCCUCCAAAGCUGCUAGAAAGCACCAGCAGGAAGGGGACCUCAUUGGUUCUCACAUCAGUUCUAAGAUCACGAAACAGGCUUUGAUUCAGCUCAAGGAAGUUGAAGAUGAAGAUGAAACUAACGAGCAAAAUGUUACCAGAAGUUCGUUCCAGGGACUCGAAGAAGACCCGCGCAAGGUGGAGGAAGAUGGUAAUGGGGAUGAUAUUGAGGAUAUUGAUGAGUUUGCUGGAUUCGAUGAAAAUCAAAGCCAAUUUGGGGGAUUUGAUGAAAUUAACGAGGACGACGAGAAACUGAUGGAUGCAUUCUUAUCCAAGGACUCGGGUUCCCAGACAACACUUGCAGACGUUUUGGUUAAAAGAUUAAAAGCAAGUGAUUUUACUGUUGCUUCAGAGAAUCGACCAAUGCCUAAAGUGGACACAUCUGUUAUGGAGCUCUACAAGGGGGUUGCAACUCUUCUUAGCAGAUAUACAGUAGGCAAAAUCCCCAAGGCAUUUAAAUUCAUCUCCUCAAUGAAAAAUUGGGAGGAGGUCUUAUAUAUUACUGAACCUGAAAAAUGGUCACCAAAUGCUGUGUAUCAAGCCACUAGGCUUUUUGCUUCGAGUUUAGGUGCAAAAAAGGCUGAGCGUUUCUACAGGCUUGUGUUGCUUCCAAGAGUGAGAGAAGAUAUAAAAAAGAACAAACGACUGCAUUUUGCUUUAUAUCAAACAUUGAAAAAGGCAUUGUACAAGCCUGCUGCUGUCUUUAAGGGAAUACUUUUUCCACUAUGUGAGUCACGCACAUGUACUCUAAGGGAGGCAGUCAUUGUUGGAAGCAUUAUAGAAAAGUGUUCUAUUCCUCCACUCCAUUCAAGUGUUGCGCUUUUGAAGCUUGCAGGGAUGGAGUAUUGUGGCACUACAAGUUAUUUCAUCAAGCUUUUACUGGAGAAGAAAUAUGCUUUGCCGUAUCGUGUGGUCGAUGCAGUUGUUGCUCAUUUCAUGAGAUUUGAAAGUGAAACUAGGAAAAUGCCUGUUAUAUGGCACCAAUCACUUCUUGCAUUUGUGCAGAGGUACAAAAAUGAACUGCAGAAGGAAGAUAAGGAUAAUUUAAAGAUUCUUCUGGAAAAGCAGAAUCAUCCAUUAGUUACACCUGAAAUAAGUAGAGAGCUAAACAACAGCCGUAACCGAGGUGAAAAGGAGGAUGAUCUCAUGUCAAUAUCCGCUCCAGUAUUUGUUAUUAACAAGACUAUUGAAGAAGAUAGAUUUGACAUUCCAGAUGUACCAAUGGAGUUGGACUGA
This is a messenger RNA of Vicia faba (fava bean), 1356 nucleotides long. The record is from the annotation of a GenBank genome assembly. NCBI's taxonomy places the organism in Eukaryota, Viridiplantae, Streptophyta, Magnoliopsida, Fabales, Fabaceae.